Messenger RNA from Miscanthus lutarioriparius, 2553 nucleotides. NCBI's taxonomy places the organism in Eukaryota, Viridiplantae, Streptophyta, Magnoliopsida, Poales, Poaceae. The record is from the annotation of a GenBank genome assembly.
AUGGGGAAGAGGAGCGGCAGCAAGAGGAAGGACAAGAACAAGGUCAUUCUCCCACCGGAGCUGCCGCCAGAAAUCGACGACGAUGAGGUGGAUCUCAGCGACGAAGACAUCGCGUUCUAUGCCACCGACAGCAGUAACGUAGCUCCCUUCCGCCGCUUCGACAAGAAGUCCAUCGACAGGUAUGUCGGGAGGGUCGCAGGACGCGACGAGGGCGAGGUCGAGCGCCUCUACGAAGAGCGCCAGAAGAGGAAGGCCACAGAGUCCUCGGGGAAACCCCGCGAGGAUGAUGACGGUUUGGAGGUCGACCCCGUCGACGCACUCCCCACCAAGACCCUGCAAGGGGAGCUCGUCUACAAUAGAGCGAAGAAAGCAAGGUCUGAAGACAAUACUGGUGGUGUUAAGUCUAAAGCUCAAGAGAAUGGUGCAGAUGCCAAGCAAAGUAUUAAGAAAGAUGAACCGAAGGGAAAAUCUAAAAACAAAAAGGGAGAUGAUAAUAAAGUGAAAAAUAUUCAAUCUCAAACUGAAGUUCCAAAGGGACAACUACACUCAAAUGUGCUGGAGGAAGUGAAAGAGGAACUUUCAGCUGAGGAAUUAUUCGAAAAAAAGAAGGCUCAACUUGCCGAACUGGGGAUGGCUAUGCUUGAAGAUCCUGAGUCAAACAUUAGAUCUCUGAAUGAUAUGUUAAGUAUAAGCAAUGACAAAGACCAAAAGGUUGCUAAACUUGGUCUGAUGUCCUUGCUUGCUGUGUUUAAGGACAUUAUUCCGAGUUAUCGGAUUAGGCAGCUGACAGAAAAGGAGCUAGCAGUAGAAGUUUCAAAAGAAGUGAAGAAGACAAGAUAUUAUGAGUACACACUUAUUCGCUGCUACAAGGCAUACCUACAGAAACUGGUAUCGUUGGAGAAGCAGCCCCAUUUUUAUACUGUGGCAGUUCGUUGCAUGUGUGCUUUAUUAGAUACUGCCCCACAUUUUAACUUCCGUGAAAACCUAUUGGCUAGUGUGGUAAAAAAUCUAAGCUCCUCAGACGAUGUAGUAAGGAAAAUGUGUUGUGAAGCAAUAAGAUCAUUAUUUAUAAAUGAAGGAAAACAUCGUGGCGAGGCAACAAUAGAAGCAGUUAGGUUGAUUGCAGAUCAUGUGAAGCUCAAUGAUUGCCAGCUCCAUCCUGAUAGCAUUGAUGUCUUCCUGUCUUUGAGAUUUGAUGAAGAUAUUGGAAAAGAUGAGACUGAGGAGGAAAAGGUGAAACCAAAGAAGAAUAAACGUUGGCAAAAAAAUCAGGAGGUUCCGAAGCAAUUGCCAGUUAAUGAUAAGAAGAAAACCAGACAGGAACUGAUCUCAAAAGCUAGAGAGGAGGUUGAUGUAGAUCUUAGAGCAGUUUCCUUCACUCUUGAUCCGAAAGAGAGAAAAAGGAUACAAAAAGAAACACUUUCUGCUCUGUUUGAGACUUACUUUCGCAUUCUGAAGCAUAGUGUGACCACUUCAAAUUCAAGGACCAAGGUGAAUAAUGUCUCCCCAGGUGGCUCACACCCACUGCUCACUCCAUGCUUGGAGGGCUUAGGAAAAUUUUCACAUUUAAUUGAUGUAGAUUUCAUGGGUGAACUUAUAUCUUGCCUCAAGAAGCUUUCUGGGUAUAGCGACCGACAAGAUGAAAUUCCCAAUGAUAAUGCACUGUCUGUCUCAGAACGUCUGCAGUGCUGCAUAGUUGCGGUUAAAGUCUGGAGGAGCAACCUUGAGGCAUUGAAUGUGGAUCUACAGGAUUUCUUUGUGCAGCUUUAUAACCUCAUACUGGAGUAUCGGCCUGACAGGGAUCACGGCGAGGUAUUGGCUGAUGCUCUGAAGACACUUCUUUGGGAAGGCAAACAGCAGGAUAUGCUAAGAGCUGCUGCUUUCAUUAAACGUUUGGCCACAUUGGCCCUCUCAUUUGGCUCUGCAGAAGCGAUAGCAGCAUUGGUCACACUGAAGCAUCUCCUCCAAAAAAAUAGCAAGUGCCGCAAUAUGUUGGAAAAUGAUUCUGGUGGCGGCUCUCUGUCUUGCUUAGUUGCGAAAUACAACCCCGAAGCUACAGAUCCAUAUCUGAGUGGUGCGCUCGCUUCAGUCCUUUGGGAGCUCAGCCUCCUAGAGAAGCAUUAUGAUAUCUCUGUUUCCUCAAUGGCUUCGAAUAUCUUGAGUAUGGCAAACUUGAAUCCCACGCAGAACCCUGUUCCUAUCUUGAAUGUGAACCCUCUUGAAGCAUACAGAGACCUGUCAAUGGAAAGGGAACUAUUAAAACCAACUAGCAAAGCAUUGCCACUGAAUCUCAAAAAGAGGCGACGUGGCAAGGAGUUUGUUGCGCUAAGCCCAGAUGUACUUCAGAAGGCAGAUUGCUCGGUGGAUAAAGACGAGCUCGAAGAGAAGUUGCAGAGCCAUUUCGCUGUGCUAAGAGGCAUCUCGGAGAAUGAGAGGUUGAGAGCCGAGCUGAACCACACGUUGUCAUCCGUAAACAUGUACAAGGAUUACAAGAAGCAGAAAAAGAAAAACAUGAAAUUUAAGACCGGGAGGAAAAAGGUAGCAAGGGUUUAG